This is a messenger RNA of Nannospalax galili (Upper Galilee mountains blind mole rat), 1525 nucleotides long. It is a transcript of the gene Hmg20b, whose product is annotated as high mobility group 20B. Gene Ontology annotation, cellular component: nucleus. Bases 277 to 1221 code for a protein of 314 amino acids. Gene Ontology annotation, biological process: regulation of gene expression. Lineage: Eukaryota; Metazoa; Chordata; Mammalia; Rodentia; Spalacidae. The record is from RefSeq and is a predicted model, not a curated record. The transcript has 9 exons.
ACAGCCGGGGAAGUCGGGGCCCUGCGCGGGGCGGUGGCCGGGGCGCAGCCGGGGUGCAGCGGGGCUUCGCCCGGGGCUGUCGGGGUACGCAGUCCGGUCUCUCAGGGCUCGAUUUCCAACAAAGGACCGCAGGGCCGCCCGCCCCGGAGCACCUCCCCUGCCCCGGGAUCCGCCUCCCCCACUCGGGAAUCCGGGUCUGGGGUUCCCAUCCGGGUUCCGGGCGGGACCCCUCGACCUCUGCACGCAUCUGUGUUUCAGGUCUCACCCCGAGAGGCCAUGUCCCACGGUCCCAGGCAGCCAGGCGCUGCCACCGCGCCUGCGGGAGGCAAGGCUCCGGGCCAGCAUGGGGGCUUCGUGGUGGCUGUCAAACAGGAGCGUGGUGAGGGGCCCCGAGCUGGAGAUAAGGGGCCCCAGGAGGAGGAGCCUGUGAAGAAGAGAGGCUGGCCCAAAGGCAAGAAGCGCAAGAAGAUUCUCCCGAAUGGGCCCAAAGCCCCGGUCACCGGCUACGUCCGCUUCCUGAACGAGCGAAGGGAGCAGAUCCGCACUCGCCAUCCUGACCUGCCCUUUCCAGAAAUCACCAAGAUGCUGGGCGCCGAAUGGAGCAAGCUGCAGCCGGCAGAAAAGCAGAGAUACCUGGAUGAGGCGGAAAAGGAGAAACAGCAGUAUUUGAAGGAGCUGCGGGCAUACCAGCAGUCCGAGGCCUACAAGGUCUGCACAGAGAAGAUUCAGGAAAAGAGGAUAAAGAAAGAGGACUCCAGCUCUGGGUUCAUGAGCACACUCUUCAAUGGACACAAGGGUGUGGACUGCGAUGGCUUCUCCACCUUUGAUGUCCCCAUCUUCACUGAAGAGUUUUUAGACCAAAAUAAAGCGCGGGAGGCGGAGCUGCGGAGGCUGCGGAAGAUGAACGUGGCUUUCGAGGAGCAGAACGCGGUGCUGCAGCGCCACACGCAGAGCAUGAGCAGCGCGCGCGAGCGUCUGGAGCAGGAGUUGGCGCUGGAAGAGCGGCGCACGAUGGCGCUGCAGCAGCAACUACAGGCCGUGCGCCAGGCGCUCACCGCCAGCUUCGCCUCGCUGCCAGUGCCGGGCACCGGGGAGACGCCGACGCUCAGCACGCUGGACUUCUACAUGGCGCGGCUGCACGGAGCCAUCGAGCGGGACCCCGCGCAGCACGAGCGGCUUAUCGCGCGCGUCAAGGAGAUUCUGGCACGGGUGGCCAGGUGAAGCUGGGGGUCCCCAAUGGGGCCACGCCCAUGCUGCCCCUGUCAUUAAAUCUCAAGAGCACCCCUAUAGCUUCGCACCCCAGGUCGCAGAGCUCAGGAGACCCGCGCCUCCUGGGACUGCCACACUACGGAGGGACAGAAAUGGGGAGCGGGGCACACCCCUCACACUGUGGGAUCCCAGAUUGCUCACCACAGGGCUGGGGGACACAGGCUUGGGGGCAGGGUGACCUGUCACAGCCAGGGGAGACUGGGGUCCACCCCCCCAAGCUAUAUGGAAUUUUAAAAUAAAAAUUCUUGCUAUGGGA